Molecule: messenger RNA, 2148 nt
Organism: Lolium rigidum
Lineage: Eukaryota; Viridiplantae; Streptophyta; Magnoliopsida; Poales; Poaceae
Exons: 5
Coding region: 1-2148 (715 amino acids)
Molecular function (GO): helicase activity
Source: RefSeq, a predicted model, not a curated record
AUGCCGCUUCGGCCGUCCGACAUUGCGACCGGCGGCAGCACAUACUGCCUGGCUCACGUCAAGGAUGUCGAUGGGUGCAGCUUUGUGAUCAGAACGUCCAAGAGAAUAGAGGACGUAAGCUGCUAUGGCUUCGUUGUUAGUUUGCUGAGCUUCAUACCCUACGCACGCAUCUGGCGGUGCCUCCAGUACGAAGCCGCCGUCGAGAGAAAUGCAGCCCUCGUCAAGGCUGUCGCCGGCGACACGACGCAGGUAACCAACUACAUAAGCUUUAGCACAAGCCUGACCGGCGUCGGCGGCGUUCUGCUAACGGCUGGCGCGCUGUCUGCGUUCGGGCUCAACGGCUCGCAGACUGGCGCCAUAAUGAGCUGCGUCUCGGCGGUGCAGUGCCCUGGCGCGAGCAGCAGCAAGUUCAGCCUCAUCUGGGGGCCGCCCGGCACGGGCAAAACCAAGACCAUCAGCGUGCUUCUGUUGGCGGUGUUGACGAUGACGGAAAAAAUCCAGAUCAAAUGCCGGGUCCUGACGUGCGCGCCGACCAACACCGCCAUCUCCCAGGUCGCUUCCCGCCUCCUAUCUCUGAGGAAGCAGCAUCCCGACGCCGGAGCCGGCGCCGGCUCCGGACGGUGCUACGGCGAUCUGCUGCUGUUCGGCAAUAAGCAACGCAUGGCCGUCGACAACCUUCUCGACGAGAUAUUCCUGGACACUCGUGUCAAACGCCUUAAGAAGUGUUUCUCGCCUGCGACUGGUUGGAAGCCGUGCCUCCGUUCGCUGGAAGUUUUUCUGACCGAGCCGAGAGUACUGAAAUACCACUAUCAGCAGGCACGCAAGGAGAAAAACUGCUCAAACUUGCUCGAGUCGUCCUUCGUCAGGUCAAGGUACCACGCCAUAUCCCAGAAGCUUCGCGGCUGCGUCAGAGAAAUUAUGUCCAAUGUCCCUAGAGAUAUCAUCCUGGAGAAGAACUGCAAGAACAUUGCGUCUCUCAAUAAGAUGCUCGACGACUUCGGCAAGCUGCUCGGUAACAAGAGCGUAGGGAAUAAUAUCGUAGUGGGCGUCUUCAUGCCUACGAUUGGACAGAAAUGCGAUGGUUCAGCGGGUGCGGCCGGUUACUCAGGCAUGGUUCAAACCCUGAGGCGAAACAUGGCUGAGAUCCUAGGCGUCACAAGAACUCUGAUGCGAGACCUGAAGCUUCCUCACACAAGCCAGGAUUUCAAGAUCAAAAAGUUUUGCUUUCGAAGUGCCUCCCUCAUUUUCUGCACGGUGUCUGGGUCGGCUAAGCUUAACGGGCAGAAGAUGGAUUUGCUUCUCAUCGAUGAGGCUGCGCAGUUGAAGGAAUGUGAAUCCCUUAUUCCGUUGCAAGUCUCUGGACUGAAGCAUGCAGUUCUUAUCGGUGACGAGUGCCAAUUGCCAGCGACUGUAAAAAGCACGAUUUCAGACAAUGCAUUGCUGGGUAGGAGCCUGUUUGAAAGGUUAAGUUUGUUGGGACACAAGAAGCACCUCCUGAACAUGCAGUACAGGAUGCACCCAUCCAUAAGCAUCUUCCCCAACUUCAGUUUCUACGACAAGCAAAUCUUGGAUGGCCCGAACGUCACGCAGGCGGGGCACGAGCGUGAGUACCUCCCAGGCACCAUGUUUGGGCCAUACUCGUUCAUCAACAUCGACGGCAGGGAAGAUCGUGGCCGCAGCAAGAGGAAUAUGGCCGAGGUAGCCGCCAUCCUGGAGAUCCUUCGUAGUCUCAAACAAGCUUGUAUCAGCACGGGGCAAGUAGUUAGUGUGGGCGUCAUAUGCCCGUACGCCGCCCAGGUGGAGGCGAUCCAGGGGAAGAUCGGAGACGUGAAGGCGAUGCGUCCCCUUGUUCUUCGCGUGAACUCCGUGGACGGGUUCCAAGGCAGCGAAGAAGAUGUCAUCAUCCUCUCCACCGUCAGGCACUGCCUCUGGGUUCUGGGCAACGCGGCGACGCUGAGCAGCAGCGGCUCGAUCUGGGGAGAGCUGGUCAAGGAUGCCGUGGAACGUCGGUGCUUCUUCGAAUGGGACGAUGGCACGAGCGCCUCUCCGUCCAUUUCUCACCGCUCCCGCCUGCUAGAGCCUGAGCGAGGUGGAGGCGCUUCAGCUUUCGAUAUCUGUGACGCCCUAGGUUCCCUGCAACUCGCCUAG